Sphaeramia orbicularis (orbiculate cardinalfish) is the source of this 2536-nucleotide messenger RNA. Its product is annotated as early growth response protein 1-like. Bases 333 to 1676 code for a protein of 447 amino acids. The record is from RefSeq and is a predicted model, not a curated record. Lineage: Eukaryota; Metazoa; Chordata; Actinopteri; Kurtiformes; Apogonidae. Gene Ontology annotation, biological process: regulation of transcription by RNA polymerase II. Gene Ontology annotation, molecular function: RNA polymerase II cis-regulatory region sequence-specific DNA binding; DNA-binding transcription factor activity, RNA polymerase II-specific. The transcript is spliced from 3 exons.
CUCAUUGAAGGAGCUGACAGACAGAACUCAAGUUCAAGGUGUCAGAUCAGCUGCACGUGAACACCAAAAAACCGGAAACAGACGCAAACAAACACCCCCAAAACACACCACGUGCACCUCCACCUGCACCCGCACCUUCUCCUGGACUGCCUCCUGUACGGACCCCCGACCGUCCAGCGUUGGCUUCCUCCGAGCAGCAGCCGGAGCAGAGAGCUUCUUCUCGGCUUCCAGCUGCGGACUCGAACCCGCAGCCCCAGCCCGGUGCGCAGGAGCCCCAGGGCCGCCUCCUCCCCGCAUCCGCGGCCGCUCCAGAGCCCUCUUCCCCCGGACAGAUGGCAGCCACCAAAGCCGAGCUGCUGCUGUCCGCGCUGCAGAUCUCUGACCCUCUGGCCGGGCUUCCCCCGCUGCCGUCCCCGUUGGACGGAUACCCGAAGCUGGAGGAGCUGCAGAUGCUGCUGCAGAACGCAGCGGCCGGAGGCUCCCUGCUGGCCGCGUCCGCUGCAGAGGGAGCCGGGCUGUUCAGCGGAGACACCGCAGAGUACGAAGAUUCUCUGUCGGAGCUGUCGUCCUCCUGUGACUUCCUCCCUCCUCGUCUUCCUCCUUUGGCCUACAGCGGCCGAUUCACCUUUGAGCCUUCAUCGUCGUCGUCAUCAUCGACAUCGUCUUCCUCCUGUGUGUCCACCGGUGGCCUGUGGGCGGAGCCUCUACUCAGCCUGUUCACUGGGUUGGUCAGUGUGGCUCCACCUUCUGCAUCCUCAUCCUCAGUACCAUCAUCUUCAUCAUCACUGACUCCACCCAGCUUUAGCUCCGCCCACCUCAGCUGUGACUCUGUUGAUGUUAGCUCUGUCUUCUCUACACCGCCGACCUCUGACCUCUUGCUCCCUUCCGACCCUCAGACGACCCCACAGAUCUUCCCAUCGUCGCAAGGUCCUCCGCCUGCCUACCCAGGCCCCACCCUCAGCUCCACCACCAGCUCCAGGUUACCGGUGCUUCCAGACUACCUGCUGUCAGUGCCUCAGGAAGGUGAGCUCAGCCUGAGUUCAGACCACAAACCUCUGCAGCCACCACUGACACCACUUUCCACCAUCAAAGCCUUCUCUACACAGAUGCAGACGCCACCAAGUUCUGCUCCCUCAGGCCCCAUCAACCCAUCAGGGCUGUCAAAGUGCAGCCGCCUCCGCAAAAAUGUCUCCGGUCGCUUAUGCAAAACGCCGCCACAUGAACGUCCAUACGCAUGUCCUGCUGAUGGCUGUGACCGCCGCUUCUCCCGCUCAGAUGAGCUGACUCGCCAUGUGAGGGUGCACACAGGCCAAAAGCCAUUCCAGUGUCGGAUCUGCAUGCGUAGCUUCAGCCGCAGUGACCACCUGACCACGCACAUCCGUACGCACACAGGAGAGAAGCCAUUCGCCUGCAACGAGUGUGGACGCAAGUUUGCUCGCAGUGAUGAGCGGAAGAGGCACAGCAAGAUCCACCUGAGGCAGCGGGACAGGAAGCCUGACAGAAGCCCCGCCCUUUUAAGUUCUGACUCUUGCCCUGCCCCCUGUUUCUCCUCACCGUCCUCGCUGCUCCACACCUCAUCACCAUCACCCCAAAUUCACUCCCCCUCCACAUCACCAAUGGACAGUCCUUCAGCAACACCACCCACAGGCUCCGCCCACACCUCCAGCAUGUGCUGAUCCUGACCUUUAUCCUCCAUGGGACCCACCCACAACGUGGAUGUAUUAGAGAUGUUCUUUUUAUCUUGUGGAGAUAAGAGACAUCAGGGGAUGUUCACCUACAAACAGUUGGAUUUUGCUCAGUUUUGUAUCUUCUGACUGUACGGUGCAAAAAUGAACACAGUUUGCACUCUGUGAUCCCAUUGGUCUCAGUGUAAUGUGUGGGUGGGGCCAGUGAGUAACAUGGAGAUCACCCGGAAGCCUAUACCUUUUUUUGGCACUAGUGACUAAACUUUAUGUCAGAGAAGGGCUGCGAACAGCUCUAAUGAAACCUUUGUACAUUCACAGACCAAAAAACGUCACAUUAGUGUGAAUCACAUGGUGGAGACGAGGUCAAAGGUCAGUUUAAUGAGACUGUCUACAAAAGAUGAACAAACAUUUCAAAACAUUUCAGGUUUUUCUUGAGUCAUCGUAGCUUUGAACUGACUUUAAUCAGUAAAUGUACAGAAAUUGGUGUACAUGUUAUUUUUGUGACAUUGACGUUCAUGUGUAAUAGACUGUAUGUACAUAUGAUGGGGUUUUAGAGCCACCUUUGGGACAAACACAUCUGUGAGCAGGAGAUGCUGAGAAAAACAUUAUGGUGGUAAAUUUAUGAGGAAAUAUUGUUUUUAGUCAAACAGCAAUAGAAAGUCAUCCCACAACGCCUUAUCUCCACCUCCUGCUCAGAAUAAAAAUGUUCCUUAAAGUGGAUCUAAUACAAACAUCCAUUAACACUUUUUUCCUACUAAGUAGGAUGUUUAUUUGUUCACAUGCAGGUCAGUGUUUGAUUUUAUACUCAACAUGUUUUUCUUUAAUAAAGUAAAGAACAUAAAAAGUUCAAA